This is a messenger RNA of Drosophila albomicans, 2148 nucleotides long. It is a transcript of the gene wds, whose product is annotated as protein will die slowly. Gene Ontology annotation, molecular function: histone binding. Lineage: Eukaryota; Metazoa; Arthropoda; Insecta; Diptera; Drosophilidae. The transcript is spliced from 4 exons. The record is from RefSeq and is a predicted model, not a curated record. Gene Ontology annotation, cellular component: Set1C/COMPASS complex. Bases 408 to 1547 code for a protein of 379 amino acids.
GAGGCAACAGCGGGCCGCUAACUGUCACCAACUGUCAAGUACGCGCCAUGUUUUUGCUCACGCACGCAUUGCAGUAGAAAGAAGAAGCACACGUGCUAACCGAAAUAAUCACAGAAUCGCGAGAAGAACGCAAACAAAUUGCACAUAUAUAUUUUUUUUUGUAAUUGUGAGCACACAUACACACAAAUACGCCGCGGCAGCACGACUACGAAAAAAAUAACCACGCACAGCAGCAGCAGCAGCUGGCUGAGCAAGCGAGCGAGACCGCAAAACAAAAUUGUUGUGUACAAAAAUUGUGUUUGAAAACGUGAAAGCCGCCGUUGAGCUAGUGUGCGAAAAAAAAAGCAAAAAAAAAAAUACGUUCCAUACAUAUAAAUAAAUACAAUUGAGACGCCAUCAUUAUCAACAUGGUGCCCAUUGGAGCCGUGCACACCGGACAUCCCGGCGUGGUGCAUCAGCAACAACAACAGCAGCAGCAGCAACAACAGCAGCAGCAACAACAACAACAGCAGCAGCAACAACAACUGCCACAGGCGAUGCCAACAACACCAAGCGGUCCAAACACUUUGACACCGAGCUCGGCCUCGUCGACAUCGUCGAACACACCGUCGUCGAACAAAAGCUCGAUGUCCGUCAAGCCAAAUUAUACGCUGAAAUUCACCCUGGCUGGUCACACUAAAGCCGUCUCAGCGGUCAAAUUCAGUCCCAAUGGCGAAUGGCUGGCCAGCAGCUCUGCUGAUAAACUCAUAAAGAUCUGGGGCGCCUAUGAUGGGAAAUUUGAGAAGACCAUAUCGGGCCAUAAACUGGGCAUCAGCGAUGUGGCUUGGUCAUCGGAUUCACGUCUCUUGGUCAGCGGCAGCGAUGACAAAACCCUCAAAGUGUGGGAGCUAAGCACUGGCAAAAGUUUGAAAACGCUGAAGGGACACAGCAACUACGUCUUCUGCUGCAAUUUCAAUCCACAAUCGAAUCUAAUUGUCUCGGGCAGCUUCGAUGAAAGCGUACGCAUUUGGGAUGUACGCACUGGCAAAUGUUUGAAAACCUUGCCGGCCCAUUCAGAUCCUGUUUCGGCAGUGCACUUCAAUCGCGAUGGUUCGCUAAUUGUUAGCAGCAGCUACGAUGGCUUGUGCCGCAUCUGGGAUACGGCCAGUGGACAGUGCUUGAAGACACUGAUCGAUGAUGAUAAUCCGCCCGUUAGCUUUGUGAAAUUCUCCCCAAAUGGCAAAUAUAUAUUGGCGGCCACGCUCGACAAUACGCUUAAGCUCUGGGAUUACUCCAAGGGCAAGUGCCUGAAGACUUAUACGGGCCACAAGAAUGAGAAGUAUUGCAUAUUUGCCAAUUUCUCGGUCACAGGCGGCAAGUGGAUUGUCAGUGGCAGCGAGGACAAUAUGGUCUACAUUUGGAAUCUACAGAGUAAGGAAGUUGUACAAAAGCUGCAGGGACACACCGACACAGUGCUCUGCACCGCCUGCCAUCCCACAGAAAACAUUAUUGCCUCUGCUGCGCUUGAGAAUGAUAAGACCAUAAAGCUAUGGAAAUCGGAUACAUAGAGAGUUGCUGCUGGUCGACAUCGAGUUGGCUGACAACGGUAACAAUGAUGAAGACGAACCAACAACAACAACAACAACACACACACAUCAACAACAACAAAAACAAUAAGAUCCCAUGCUCCAAAAAUCCACAAAAAAUUCCCCUCCCCACCCGCUCCAUUACACUCACAAACACAAACACAUACAUUUCUUUGAUAAUCUUACUUUAAAAUUACCAACUAUUUUUAAAUAACUUUUUUUUGUCUUUAAAUGGUUAAACAAAUCUAAUUUUAAACAAAACACAAACAACAACAACAAAAAAAAGUGUUCAGAAAACAAACAUUCGAAGAACGAGUGGCAAGAAACUUUGCAAACAGAGUUUUUGCUGCAUUAUAAUUUAAAAUAUUUAUUAGCUAAAUGUAUUGGCAACUAAACAACAAAAUAAAACACAAAAAAUCAUUCAAUUUUUAUAUAUAUAUUUUGAUGAUCACAUUCAAUACUAAAUUUAAUCGUAGGCUACCAAACACUACACACACACACGCAUACUACAAUAAAACAAACAAAAAACAUGCAAGAACAUGCGUGCAAGAAAAUGUAAAUUGAAAAUAAAAUCAAAAAUACA